Ogataea haglerorum is the source of this 1611-nucleotide messenger RNA. RefSeq lists its product as uncharacterized. Bases 1 to 1611 code for a protein of 536 amino acids. The record is from RefSeq and is a predicted model, not a curated record. Gene Ontology annotation, cellular component: Noc4p-Nop14p complex; small-subunit processome; nucleolus. Gene Ontology annotation, biological process: ribosome biogenesis. NCBI's taxonomy places the organism in Eukaryota, Fungi, Ascomycota, Pichiomycetes, Pichiales, Pichiaceae. The transcript has a single exon.
AUGGCACCAGUGAGGAGGAAAAAGGCUGCGAGCACGGCCAGCGAGUCCGAGAAACUCACGAUUGAAAGGGUAAAGGAACUCCAUAACCAGAUCAGAGAGUCUCCGAAAUAUUUUAACAAUAUCGCAGUACUGAUAGAUGAGUACAGAGCUCUUCUCAAAGAGUUUGGGACUCAUACCAACGAAGACCUCAACAUUCUGACGAGGUUUGUUUCCUUGACUUUACUUAAAGUGUUUGAUCAUAUAAUUGCUGCGAAGCAGCUGAAGUUGACCAGUUUUGAGAACGAACAAAAAGAAACCGUGAGAAAAUGGCUGAAAAGCAAAUACGAUGAAUUCAAACUUUGUUUGGUCGAGACAUGGAAGAUUGACAUUGAUAACGAGGGCAUUUAUGCUUUGAAAAUGGACAAUCUAGACUCGCUGAUGAAGUUCAUCAAGAUCGAAAGCAAGCACUUUAGCUCCAACAAAGACGAGCCUUUUUUCUCAAACCGUACUUACAAGCUUGUCCUCGAACAUCUGCUAAUCACAGGAAACUUGUCUCAAAUGCUAGCGCACGAUGCAACUAUUGACAAUUUCUUGAUCUUGGAAUUUAGAGAGUCCUACUUCAACAAAUAUUGGGACCUACGAUAUUUCUUUUUCAGCGAACUGAGAUCAAUCUUAGAAACAGAUCUAGACGAAUACACGCAGCAACUAAUAGUAUCCAACGUGAUUACAAUCAUCAAACCACAACCGCUGUACGAUUUGAAAACCCCAGACCAAACGAUGUACGUUGAUAACCCACCCAAGACAGUCUAUAACAUGCGCCAAUUUAGAUCUACAUUCGAAAAAUGCGUUCUCAAAUUAAUCAAUUUGAGUCUUCUACCUGAACAAUAUAAGGCAUUUCUACUUAUUCUACAUAAGCGAGUCAUCCCAUUUUUCAACAAUCCUACCAAGCUGAUGGACUUUUUGACCGACUCAUACAACCUCGGAUUCAAUGUCAAGGACAUCAGCUUAUCCAUCCUGUCGCUCAAUGGUCUGUGGGAACUAAUGAGACAAUACAAUUUGGAAUAUCCCGACUUCUACACCAAGUUGUAUGCAAUUCUGACUCCCGAGCUCCUGCAUCUCAGCUACAGGUCGCGAUUCUUCCGUUUAUUGGACGUUUUCAUGAGUUCAACGCACAUUUCAUCGGCAAUCGUGGCAUCGUUUAUCAAACGGCUCGGCCGACUAUGUUUGACUGCUCCACCAGCUGGUAUCGUCUGUGUGAUUCCGUUUGUGUACAAUCUGCUUAAAAGACACCCAACAUGUAUGCUCUUGAUCCACUGCACAGAACGGGAAACAGUGGACCAAUUUGACGAAAAUGAGCAAGAUCCAGCAAAGACAAACGCACUAAAUUCAUCUGCAUGGGAACUGGAGGCUGUCAUUCAUCACUAUCACCCUAAUGUCGGUUCCCUUGCCAAGAUCUUCACACAGCCGUUCAACAAGUACAGCUACAAUAUGGAGGAUUUCCUCGAUUGGAGUUAUUCGAAACUGGUGGAUAACGAAGUCAGUAAAAGGUUCAAGGGAGAACUGGCCCUGGAAUUGGAGAGCUGGGAUUCCCUGCUUGGAGAAGAGGGAUACCUGAAAGAAUAUGUAUAUUAA